Messenger RNA from Lytechinus variegatus (green sea urchin), 1828 nucleotides. RefSeq lists its product as uncharacterized. Lineage: Eukaryota; Metazoa; Echinodermata; Echinoidea; Temnopleuroida; Toxopneustidae. The transcript is spliced from 4 exons. Gene Ontology annotation, molecular function: sulfotransferase activity. The coding region runs from base 277 to 1635 and encodes 452 amino acids. Gene Ontology annotation, cellular component: membrane. The record is from RefSeq and is a predicted model, not a curated record.
GCCCCUGUUCUUUGGUAACCCAUGUACAGUGCAAUGCAGUGUGACUCUUGUUCUCAGUAUUUUCCUAUUCAUUUGAAACGCGUCUUAAGACUGUGUAUGGUAUAUGCACACUUUGAGCUAGGAGAGAAAACGGGUUUUCAACCCAUAUUUCGCCAAUCUACCUUUUUCUGGUUUCAUCUAAAAUCGACUUCGUACUUUGGCAUGUUGUGAUUCUAUUCUGGGUUUCUAGAAGGUGGAAUAAUUAUGUGCAUGGUUUAAAUCAUUCUAUGGUCUCUUAUGCAUGAAGUUAAUGAAUCAAAUCUUCAUUCGACAGACUCCAACAUUGCACGAAGUACGAUGGAUCAAUCUUAUGCUGCCUAUAAUUGCCGAUUGAUAAGAGGUCACCUAUCCCAGAGAAAGAUACUGGUCAUUCUUUCGGUUGCUUCAGUAAUCAUCAUCUAUUCCAUUGCCGGUACUUGGAUGCAAAGCAGAAACGAAAUGUCUUCUUCUGACCCUGUAGCUACCUGGUAUAACAAUGAAAACAAUAGAGGAACGAUUGUUUCGAAAAGUGGAAAAGCUUGGGGACUUUAUGGCUUCCAAGACACAAGAUUGGAAAAUACCAGGACACUGAAUCAACUCAUGGACAACAAAAGUGAGAGUCUAACUUUUUCUCUUCUGGCCAAUGCCACGCAGCAUAGAAAAGGCUUGCCCAACUAUUACAUUCACGGGACCAGACUUGGACUGGGAGAAGAUUACUCGAGAUGUAGCAUAGUCUUUGUACACCUGCAUAAGGCAGGAGGAACCACAACUAAGUCUGUAUUAAGGAAUGUUCGUAAUAAUGCACAAAUGCCUGUAGUAAAACUGAGCAGGGAGACUAAUACCGAAGUCUUUACUAGUUACAUCAAGAACGGGCGGACAUCGAAACCUACAGUUUUCAUGGGAGGUUUUAGCUUUGGCAUAUGUGAUGUUCUGAAGGGUAGACCUUGUACAUACAUGGCGGUUCUUCGUAAUCCAUAUGACAGGAUUAUAUCAGCGUACUAUUUCUGUUAUAACAGUCAUCGCACCCUGUGUGGACCGGUGUCAUCCAAAGACGUUUCCAUUACUACUUGGGCGAUCCAUCAAGGAAGUCACUUCUUUAAUCAACUUCUCAUGCUCCCGGACACUUGUAAGAAUGAUUCCAGAUCUCAUGAGUAUGUCAAGCGCUAUCAAAACCAUACCAGAGAUAUCCCGUACAUAGAAAAACGCGAAGACGCAUGCUGGUUCCAACAAAAGGCCCUACACAAAGAAACCUUAAAGAAAGACCAACGUCGUGCACUUCUACACUACAUUCUUGAAAACCUAGAGAACUGGUUCGGGGUAAUAGGACUUCUAGAGGAAUAUCAGUUAUCCCUCGAACUUUUUGGAGAAGCUUUCAAAAGGAAUUUUACGGCUGCAUAUUCAGCCCAGCUCAAUACUGGAAAAGCAAGAAAAAAAGUGGAUAACACGUCUGUCAAACAGAUGAAAAAAGAUUUACUUAAUAGUGCUGAAGCAAGAGAAGCGUUAUAUGAAGAUAUCUUGAUUUACGAGAAGGCUGUUGACAUCAUGAAACGUCAAAAAGAAGAAUAUUUUCGAAUAAAGAAUAGAAGAAAAAUGUUAGGUUAUGAGCAUUUCCAUUGAAGAUGCUAUGAAUAUAGGAGCUUCUGGUAUUAACUGGGCCUAGAAGAAAGAUUUAUAUCCAUAUUCCUAUCGAGAACACAUUAAAUUAGUUCUAGGAAUUGAUCAUGUAGAUUCGCUGCUCAAGCGGCAAAGGGCGACCACCAACCCUGGCUUCGCCCCUGCCAUUAUCAACCAAAACCAACGUGAUCAUCGU